Cydia splendana is the source of this 1299-nucleotide messenger RNA. RefSeq names its product cecropin-like. The coding region runs from base 164 to 358 and encodes 64 amino acids. The record is from RefSeq and is a predicted model, not a curated record. Gene Ontology annotation, biological process: antibacterial humoral response. The transcript has 2 exons. Lineage: Eukaryota; Metazoa; Arthropoda; Insecta; Lepidoptera; Tortricidae. Gene Ontology annotation, cellular component: extracellular region.
UUUUUUGCUUGUUGUAAUUGUAAGAGCUAGUUUGUGAGUCGUGAAACAUUUAACGUAUAUAAGGUGUUGAAUGAGCUGAAGUUUCAUUCGAUUUUUAAACGUUCCACAACAACGUUCAUUCGUUUUAUUGUUUUGUUCUAUAUUUGAAGUAAUAAUACUAAUAAUGGAUUUCUCCAAGCUGUUAUUCUUUUUCUUCGCUUGUUUUGUUGGUUUAUGUUCAGUGAGUGCUGCGCCUGAACCAAGAUGGAAGCCAUUCAAAAAACUUGAGCGAGUGGGACAGCACGUGCGAGACGGCAUCAUCAAAGCCGGCCCUGCAGUCGCCGUAGUCGGUCAAGCCGCUACCAUUGCCAAAGGAUAAUCUCCAGAGCACCUAGAAAAUCAUGCUCAUGCAAACGCUGUCAAUCAUCAUAAAUUCUCCAUACAAAGAAAUCAUCAAAACAGCUCCUGCAGUCACUGUAGUCGGUCAAGCCGCUACCAUUUCCAAAGGAUAAUCUAUUCAAACACCUUGAAAACACAUACUGAUGCAAUUACUGCCAAUCUUCAUAUUCUCCAUACAAAGAUAUCAUCAAGGCCGCGCCGGCAGUCGCUAUGUUAGGACAAGCGGCCACCAUUGCUCAAGGAUAAUCUUAAGAACACCUUGAAAACACAUACUUAAGCGAACACUGUCAAUCUUCUGUGCCACUGUCAAGACAAUCUUCGGAACACCUUGAUAACACAUACUUAUGCGAACACUGUCAAUCUUCUGUGGCAAUGUCAGGACAAUCUUCAGAACACCUUGAAAACACAUACUUAUGCGAACACUGUCAAUCUUCUAUGCCAAUGUCAUGGAAGUUUUCAGUGCAUUCAUACAUAAGUGCGAUUCUUUGUUAUUUUAUUUGCGAACCUGGUGUUGCAGGUGGCCAUGUGCAACGGUAGUUGCUUACCAUCAGGCGAUUUGUCUCCUAUAUCAUAAAGUCUUAAUAUAUCCUCAUUAUUCUGUCUACUGUCGUCAUUACGAGUCAUUCGUGUCAUCAGUAGCCCUACCACGAAUUGAUACCUGACGUUUACGUUAGCGACUGCCUACACUCAAUCGCAGUCUGAUGUCUUGGUGUGAUAGAAAGGAAAUGCGAUCGAGUUCAUGCAGACCCUAACGUAAAUAUAAAACGCAAACUCGUGGUAGCCGUGCUAAUGUUGUAUGUAUGAUAACGAUUGACAUUGAACUUUUCAGUGGCUUUUAUCUUUGUAAAUAUAAACCGUGUUCAGAUAAUGUACAAAUAAUUAAGUAUUACUAAGUAAAUUAAUAAAUGUUAUUAUUUAUGA